This is a messenger RNA of Mangifera indica (mango), 2275 nucleotides long. Its product is annotated as 3-ketoacyl-CoA synthase 11-like. NCBI's taxonomy places the organism in Eukaryota, Viridiplantae, Streptophyta, Magnoliopsida, Sapindales, Anacardiaceae. The record is from RefSeq and is a predicted model, not a curated record. Gene Ontology annotation, molecular function: acyltransferase activity, transferring groups other than amino-acyl groups. The transcript is spliced from 2 exons. Bases 424 to 1959 code for a protein of 511 amino acids. Gene Ontology annotation, biological process: fatty acid biosynthetic process. Gene Ontology annotation, cellular component: membrane.
GGGAUAUAGUGUUUUGGCCCAUAUAUAUUUUUAUAUAAAUAUUCCUUUGUAACCGGCCAAACAGCCCAAACCUGAGCUCUUUCACGCACAUUUGUUCUUUCAAAAAAUUUGAAAAACGUGUCCGUUGAUUUCUCAGGCAAAUAACACGCGUCUGUCUGUCCAGAUUUCACAUUCCAGGAAUUUUAUAGCUCCUUCAACCUGCAUUUUCUGAUUGUGUUGCUAAAGCUCAUAUUUUGAUCUAUUUUUUCUGAUAAAAUUAGACCUUUUUGUGUAGUGCCCUUCUGUUGUCAGUCUCUGAGAAUCCUCAAAACCCAAUUUCUAGUAUUUUUAUAAUUUCACUUACGGUCAAAAUCCCAGAAAAUUUCAUUCUCUUCAAGAUUCUUUCUUUUGUUGAAUUUUGAUCUGUUUUGAGUUCCCACAAAUAUGUCGGAAUUAAAGCCUAAUACACCCUUGAUCCAACCUUCAUCUUCUCGUAAACUUCCUGAUUUCAAACAAUCUGUGAAACUGAAAUAUGUAAAACUUGGCUACCAUUAUGUUAUCACUCAUGGAAUGUAUCUAUGUUUAUCACCUCUUGUUGUUCUUGUAGCUGCACAACUCUCUACAUUCUCAAUUCAAGAUAUCUAUGUCCUCUGGGACCAUCUUAGGUUCAAUCUCGUUUCUGUGAUCUCAUGCUCCACCCUCUUGGUGUUUUUAUCGACCCUUUACUUUUUAACGCGUCCCCGAUCUGUUUAUCUUGUAAAUUUUGCAUGUUAUAAGCCGGAAGAUGCUAGGAAAUGCCCUAAGCAGAUUUUCAUGGAAAGAUCCAGUUUAACGGGAACUUUCACAGAUCAAAAUCUUGAAUUUCAAAAGAAAAUUCUUGAAAGGUCAGGCCUUGGUGAAUCAACAUACCUCCCAGAGGCCGUUUUGCGAGUUCCUCCCAAUCCUUGUAUGGCUGAGGCAAGAAAAGAAGCUGAGAUGGUAAUGUUUGGUGCCCUUGAUGAGUUGUUUGAGAAAACGUCUUUGAAACCAAAAGAUAUUGGGAUCCUGAUUGUAAAUUGUAGCUUGUUUAAUCCAACACCUUCUUUGUCUGCAAUGGUUAUUAAUCAUUACAAGCUUAGAGGGAAUAUUAUUAGUUAUAAUCUAGGUGGAAUGGGCUGUAGUGCUGGUUUGAUCUCUAUUGAUCUUGCAAAAGAUCUUCUUCAAGUGCAUCCAAAUUCAUACGCUUUGGUCAUUAGCAUGGAAAACAUAACGUUGAAUUGGUAUUUUGGGAAUGAGAGGUCAAUGCUUGUCUCGAAUUGCUUGUUUAGAAUGGGUGGAGCUGCAAUUCUGCUUUCAAACAAGAGGUCUGAUCGGUGGCGAUCCAAGUAUAGUUUGGUACAUGCUGUUAGAACACACAAAGCUUCUGAUGAUAAGUGCUUCUCUUGUAUCACUCAGCAAGAGGAUCAUACAGGAAGAAUUGGAGUGUCUCUGUCAAAGGAUCUGAUGGCAGUUGCUGGAGAUGCUUUGAAGACUAAUAUCACUACCUUGGGCCCUCUCGUGUUGCCAAUGUCUGAACAGUUACUCUUCUUUGCAACGCUGGUGGGAAGGAAACUUUUCAAGAUGAAAAUUAAGCCUUACAUCCCAGAUUUCAAAUUGGCUUUUGAGCAUUUCUGCAUUCAUGCUGGAGGAAGAGCUGUGUUAGAUGAGUUGGAGAAGAACUUGGAGCUUUCGGACUGGCAUAUGGAACCUUCAAGGAUGACACUUUAUAGGUUUGGCAACACUUCAAGCAGCUCUCUCUGGUAUGAAUUGGCCUACUCAGAAGCCAAGGGGAGAAUAAAGAGGGGAGACAGAACAUGGCAGAUAGCAUUCGGAUCUGGAUUCAAGUGUAACAGUGCAGUUUGGAAGGCUCUAAGGACCAUAAAUCCAGCUAAGGAGAAAAACCCAUGGAUAGAUGAGAUUCAACAUUUCCCAGUUGAUGUUCCAAAGGUUGCAGUCAUCUAAAGUUGUAACACCGUUCCCAGUUCCAUUAGUUGUGAUGUUUGGUGGUGGUUGCAGCGCUUUAUCAGUGUGAUUAAAAGAUGAUAGCAACCGGGUUGUCUUCUAUAUGGCAAGCCUUAUGGUGUCUUCAGUCCAGGGUAGGUAAAUGCUAGUGUUAAAAUCCGUUACAUUUGAUAGAAAACUUCAGGAGAUUUUUCGUCUAGGACAAGAGAUAGAGAUCAAUGUUUGUUUCAGAUUGACAUGUUGUUCUGGGAAUUUUUAUGAAGGAGAGAAUCUUACAUUUCUCUUCCUUUUAAUAAUUGAUUAAUAUUUCUCAUUA